This is a messenger RNA of Dreissena polymorpha, 3113 nucleotides long. RefSeq lists its product as uncharacterized. Bases 1479 to 2429 code for a protein of 316 amino acids. Gene Ontology annotation, cellular component: membrane. Gene Ontology annotation, biological process: immune response. The transcript is spliced from 7 exons. Gene Ontology annotation, molecular function: tumor necrosis factor receptor binding. The record is from RefSeq and is a predicted model, not a curated record. NCBI's taxonomy places the organism in Eukaryota, Metazoa, Mollusca, Bivalvia, Myida, Dreissenidae.
UUGUUCAGUAUAAGAAUACGAAGCCAAUUUAAACGCUAAAAAUGUUUGCAAAAUGGUUUAAUAUGAACAUAGACAACGGCUGCAUUACGCGGUAUACAUGGCAAGAGAUAAAAGAGAAUAAAUAAUGUUCGACAGGUACCUGUGUCAAGUCACUUUAGGAAAUUGUAUAAUUGCAUGACAAGUUUAAAAUAUGUGCUAUUAUUUUCCGCACUAAGCUCCUGUAGGUCGCGUAAAAGUUAAACUAAGGUUCAAGUGGAUGCAGAUCUAAAGAGCACACGACCGUUUCAGGAAUAAUUAUUGCUCUUGUAAUUAAUAAUUCCUUUAUCAUCAAAAUACUAUUUAUUGUAAACGGUCGUAACGCAUCUAUCCGCAAUCGGUACAGUGCAGGUCGUGUGUUGCAUAAGAAAGGCGUAGGCUGAUAUUGAUAAUGAAACCGUCUGGUUAAAAUAUUAGCAAUGUAAAUAAGUUAUAACAAACAAGAGCCUUCAGAGUGGACUGCCAGGCGCUGCAUACUGCUACCGUUUGAUGCGAAAUCGAACAAGUCAACAAACUAAUUCUCCUGGUUCUACUUAAGGAAAACCCUAUGAAAAAGAAUGUUUAAACUUAAAUGAAUAUGAAUUGAUUACCUUAAUAUUUUGCUAUAUCAACCUUUACUGUGUUAUAUAAUAGAGGAAUAAGAAUAUUCGACAUAAGAAAAGCAAUGCCUUUCGUUGAACUGAAGAAGGAUCAGGCAAGAAUACAAGACGGAUAUUUCAUAGCUUUUGUCAUACAUAAACAUCUGAUAAUACUUAUAAGCAAACAGAAUGUCAGAUAUGUAUGAAAACAUUUUAUUCACACACAAGUCGUACACAUUUUGGUUUCUGGACUGAUAGGCCUACAGGUUGCGUUGCUUAAUUUAGGUGCACAGCCAUCAUGCGAGCAAAGGCUCGGUGUAAUGACAGCUACACUACAACGAUUAUAAGGAGUAAGACUUGCAGUAAAGAAUGUUGGUGCAAACAUCGUUCAAUUUUCUUUUGCCUUAGAAAGCAUACAUUCUUACGAGUUCAUUCGGCAAAUAAUACUGCGAGAGAUGUUAGCGCACUAAAAAUGCGCAAUAUCAAUUCGUGAUACUUAACGAAAUACCAAAUUUAAGUCAACUGCCCCUUUAAUGUUAAUUGUUAUGUUAUAAAUCUUGGUAAAGUACACUGAGAAAGUAGAGAGUACUCAAAUGCUGGCUAAAGCUAGCACUAUGCAUUUUAAACUGUGACGUAACCGACGGUAUUUUUUUUGUAAGGAAAUGAAUUGUUGUCGUUUCUAUCGCCUGAGCUUAUAGGUGUCGACAAAUACAAACAAUAUGAUUGGAUUAUCUAACUACGCAUUUGUCUGAUUGUGAUCGAGUACUUAACAACGGCCGGGCUGUAUCGCCCUCAGUUAUACGGGAGCUAGUGCAUACGACGGCGGUGAAGAAUGUGACAGCCUUAACGACAAUCACAGUGGACAUGCACAGCUCUGCUCAUCCGGAAAUGGACUCAACAGUGUCAAAAUGCCUUAACAUUCAGAAGGACACGCACGCAUGCAGGGAUCUGAUCAUUGGAAUGGAAGGCGUCAAAUCAGAAAGCUUACAUCGCCGAUUGUGCAGCCGUUUCGCAGGAGUCUUUUGGUGCCGGAGUGUCGUCAUCUCAAUGCUGCUCGUAUCGUUCAUCUCGCACCUGCUGUUGCACGUGCAGCUCGGCGAGGUGCGCGAGGUGGUCCGGGUGCAGCGGGACAGGAUAGAAGAUCUGAUGGAGGUCUCACACAUACUACUCAAUGAGGACACGGGCUUGAUGCCGUCAUUCAAGACCAGAUCUAAGCUAGAGUCGCAGGAUCAGAUUCAGAGAUCCGGGACUUCUCGGAGGGCCAGACAGAAGCGCCACGUGCCAGCCAGUCCGAACUUCUUCUUCCGUGGGCGGUCUGGUGUCAAUCCCAGCACAAGAGCUGGUGUGUUCUUGUGGGAGACUUCGUCGGAGAGCUUCUCGGAUGUUAACUCGUUCGAAAGGGCUGAGACGAAUGCAGGCUUCGUGGAGAACGUUACUGUGCUCGCGCCGGGCGUCUAUUACGUGUUCGCGACCAUCGUAGUGCACGGCCGCCGGCCCCGUAACGGGGAGCUCGAGCAGAGCGCCGUCUAUCCGCCGAUGGGCGCGAUGUUGCACCGCCGGAAGUCAGGAGGCGAGGAGGAAGUGCUGGACGUCUCCUUCUGCACCCAGGAUGACAGGGGUGCGGAGUUCGGGUACGGCCUGGGCGACUACCCGCUGGACUCCGUGCAGCUCCGGGGCCUCUACUACCUUGACUUCAGGGACACCAUUUGGGUCACCAAACCCACCAACAUGGAGAAUAACCCCAAGGGCGAGACGUACCAUUCCGAGCAAACUGAUAUGCACUUCGGUGCAUUUAUGGUGGAUAAAGCUGUCUAAAGCCAUAUGUGAACUGUAUGAACCAAUACCAUUUACUUAGGACAACUUAUAUUAAGUAUGAUGUGGUUGUAAAAGAGGUCAUUUCAUCGGCUUGAACUGAAUGCCGGUUGGGUGUUUUGGUUUCGUGUGUGUGUUGAUACUGAUGUUAAUCAGUAUUGUGUACGUUUUAUAAACCCACGAGACCACGGUGGAAACACCAAUCUAAGGGAAGCAAUUCAUAGUAAGCACACUGGCUAACAUUUCAUGCAUGGAUACAAUUGUAAACUAAAUCAGUUAAUCAAAAUGUGUUUACGAUUUAUAUUGAUUGUUUUGUUUUACUCGUUUAUGAUGUUGUUGGUGGUGUUUAAAUUCUACUUCCGAUGUAGCAUUUGUUGUUAUUGUUUUUCUGAUGUGAAAAGUAUUAUUAUUAGGAGGUUUAAUUUGCUUUUGCAUCAUACAUGCUUCGCACACUUUAUAAUCUGAUCGCACGUGUUUUUUAAUGCAUUGUUAUUUUCUGGCUUCAUUUACACGAGUGAAGUUUAACAACACUUUCAGUGCAAAUGGGACAUGCCAACAUAGCUGCAAAACAUGUCGAUAAUAAAAAUGUCUUCAUAUACAUGUUAAUGUAGUUCAUUCAUGUGUAAAUUGUACAGCAUGUGUUUAUUUUUGAUAUUAAUUAUGAGAUUAAUAAAUUAUUGACAUUUC